Molecule: messenger RNA, 597 nt
Organism: Miscanthus lutarioriparius
Lineage: Eukaryota; Viridiplantae; Streptophyta; Magnoliopsida; Poales; Poaceae
Source: the annotation of a GenBank genome assembly
AUGGAGGCUGGCGGCGAGGAGUUCGCGAUCGGCGUGGUGAUCUCCGCGAAGACCACCCUGGGGGAGGAGUUCGAGGGCCAGAUCGUCGCCUUCGAUCGCCCCUCCAACCUCCUCGUUAUCCAUAUCCUUCCCAAAUCGCUCAUGCUCCUCACCCGCAUCUCCAUAUCACAGGAGGGCGUGGGGAGGGCCGAGAGGGGGGAGCGGCGGAACGUGAGGGUGCUCAAGGCGAACUACAUCCGGGAGUUCUCUGUGGUCAGCAAGGGUGACGACCCUCUCGAUCCUGCCGGCUGCAUGUUGGACCUCAACGCCAUUUAUGCCCGGGAGGAUGCUGCACUCAGGCAAGCAGAGAUUGAGGCCGAGAGAAUUGGUGUUGGUGUCACCCCAGAAGCUCAAAGUAUAUUCGAUGCGCUGUCCAAGACGCUUCCGGUUCAGUGGGACAAGACUGACAUUGUUGUAAUGAAGGAGGUUCGUGUACGCAGUCCGUACCUGCCUGAAAAUGUAAGUGGAGGAACAGCGGCAGCAAAUGAACGCGUUAAGAAAGUGAUUGACUUUGAGAGGAAAAGAUUACAUUCACGUGUACCUGGCCAAUUCUCGUAA